Nematostella vectensis (starlet sea anemone) is the source of this 3608-nucleotide messenger RNA. RefSeq lists its product as uncharacterized. Lineage: Eukaryota; Metazoa; Cnidaria; Anthozoa; Actiniaria; Edwardsiidae. Gene Ontology annotation, biological process: negative regulation of smoothened signaling pathway. The record is from RefSeq and is a predicted model, not a curated record. Gene Ontology annotation, cellular component: ciliary membrane; Golgi apparatus. Bases 141 to 650 code for a protein of 169 amino acids. The transcript is spliced from 3 exons.
AAAUUUUACAAACACAUUUGUUUUGUUCUGCGUUCAGGCGGAAGCGAAAACAGUUCUGUGGAAAAUCUCUCUGUAAAUAAGCACUAUGUAGAAGAACAAAGGUCCGGCUUACAGGUCUUUUGUGAGUGUAUAUUAACAGCAUGGAUAAGUCGGUAAUCGCCGGUGGAAUUCUGUGUUUCAUCGCCGAUGUUUUCGCCAUCGCUUCCAUCGCUACCCCUGAGUGGAUCGUGAAUCAGUUCGCGGCAGGGUCUAUGCGUCUUGGUCUUACCAUGACCUGUCAUCAGCCCCUCACUCAGCCAGAAGUGUGUGCCAGUACUGAGCAGCCAAGCGAAUGGCUCGUCACGACAGGAUUAAUUAAUAUCGGCAUUGUGCUCCUCUCCAUGGCUUGGCUAUUCCUUCUCUUCUCUGCACGCCAGAGGCAUUUGGUGAAGUUCGGGAGGUGGUUCAUCUUUACUGCAUUAAUUUUGUUCAAUCUGGCUGCCCUGGUGUUCCCGUUGGGUUUUCACAUGCCAGAGAUUGGAGGAAUGCCCUUCAAGCUGCCAAAUGGGACCAAUGUUGGACAUUCAUUCAUACUGUUUGUGUUCUCUAUCAUUUUGACAGUUACAUCAGAGAUGUUUCUUUUUAAAGUGUGCCCCCUUUUCAUCAGAUAGAAUAUGUUUAUGGGUCACAAAGCUAUUCUAGUUUUAGACUGAAGACAAUAGGACCCUAGUGCUGUGCAUGUACAUGCCCAGGAAUCACUGAGAGGGAGAUGCAGUCAUAGGUGCUAUCACCCUUCGGGACCCAGGGUGUCGCGGAGAUCAGGGACAGAAAGCGUGCUCUUUCUUUUGUCUUUGCCAGUACAUAUGGUUCCGGUCUCCACGUCACCCGGGGUCCCCGAGGAUGUGUCGUGUAAAAUGGAUAGUAUUUCAUGAUUCUUCAAUAAGAAAUAACUCACUUUUUGUCAGCCUGGGGGGGGGGGGGAGGGCUGCUUGUGUGCACCCUGGGUACCCCCCUGUGUAGGCACAUGGUGUGCGUGUUAGUAAUCAGUUACUAACAAACAUGGCUGCCAUUCAUGUGGGCCUGUGGGUCAUGAAUAGGGGACUGGGCCCAAACAUGGCUGCUAUGCAUGUGGACCUGUGGGUCAUGAAUGGGGGACUGGGCCCAAACCUGGCUGCCAUGCAUGUGGGUGGGCCUGUGGCUCAUGAAUGGGGGCUGGGCCCAAACCUGGCUGCCAUGCAUGUGGGUGGGCCUGUGGCUCAUGAAUGGGGGACUGGGCCCAAACCUGGCUGCCAUGCAUGUGGGUGGGCCUGUGGCUCUUGAAUGGGGGACUGGGCCCAAACCUGGCUGCCAUGCAUGUGAGUGGGCCUGUGGCUCAUGAAUGGGGGACUGGGCCCAAACCUGGCUGCCAUGCAUGUGGGUGGGCCUGUGGCUCUUGAAUGGGGGACUGGGCCCAAACCUGGCUGCCAUGCAUGUGAGUGGGCCUGUGGCUCAUGAAUGGGGGAAUGGGCCCAAACCUGGCUGCCAUGCAUGUGAGUGCGUGGGCCUGUGGCUCAUGAAUGGGGGACUGGGCCCAAACCUGGCUGCCAUGCAUGUGGGUGGGCCUGUGGCUCUUGAAUGGGGGACUGGGCCCAAACCUGGCUGCCAUGCAUGUGAGUGGGCAUGUGGCUCAUGAAUGGGGGACUGGGCCCAAACCUGGCUGCCAUGCAUGUGAGUGGGCCUGUGGCUCAUGAAUGAGGGACUGGGCCCUCACAGCCAAGUGCUAGAUAUGCUCAAGGGUCUUUGCAUGCAUACUAAGGGAGGGAGGGGGAGGGGAAGUCAGAAAACUUUCACCUGUGGCUAUAGGUAUUAUAUGUUUUUAAUUUAUUUAUCACAAAAGAACACAGAAUGAUGGGAUACAUGAAAUCCUGGCAAGCCCAAUUUCUUUCUUGCACUCCCCUAUAGAUUUGUUUUGUAUUUCAGACAAAAAAAAACAUUGCAUUUAUUUUUAUAUGGUAGGAAAAAUAUGAUAAAUGUUAUAUAAACAUUUAAUAGCAUCUAUAUACUUACAGAAUCAUGCAUUGUUAACAAAUGUUUAUAGUGAUAAGGUUUAUUUAUUUACUUACUUACUUAUAUAUUUAUUUAUUUAUUUUUAUUUUAUUUUUUCUCUCUCUCUUUAUGUAGUAUAUGUAUAUCAGAAUGACAGAGACGUGCUAUGUAGCAAAUGUCCCCUAGGUAUAUGUGUAUCAGAAUGACAGACAUAUGCUAUGUAUAUCAGAAUGACAGACACGCGCUAUGUAGCAAAUGUCUCCUAGGUAUAUGUAUAUCAGAAUGACAGACAUGUGCUAUGUAGCAUUUGUCUCCUAGGUAUAUGUAUAUCAGAAUGACAGACACGUGCUAUGUAGCAAAUGUCCCCUAGGUAUAUGUAUAUCAGAAUGACAGACACGUGCUAUGUAGCAAAUGUCCCCUAGGUAUAUGUAUAUCAGAAUGACAGACACGCGCUAUGUAGCAAAUGUCUCCUAGGUAUAUGUAUAUCAGAAUGACAGACAUGUGCUAUGUAGCAAAUGUCUCCUAGGUAUAUGUAUAUCAGAAUGACAGACACGUGCUAUGUAGCAUAUGUCUCCUAGGUAUAUGUAUAUCAGAAUGACAGACACGUGCUAUGUAGCAUAUGUCCCCUAGGUAUAUGUAUAUCAGAAUGACAGACACGUGCUAUGUAGCAUAUGUCCUCUAGGUAUAUGUAUAUCAGAAUGACAGACACGCGCUAUGUAGCAAAUGUCUCCUAGGUAUAUGUAUAUUAGAAUGACAGACACGUGCUAUGUAGCAUAUGUCUCCUAGGUAUAUGUAUAUCAGAAUGACAGACACGCGCUAUGUAGCAAAUGUCCCCUAGGUAUAUGUAUAUCAGAAUGACAGAAACAUGCUAUGUAGCAUAUGUCUCCUAGGUAUAUGUAUAUCAGAAUGACAGACACGCGCUAUGUAGCAUAUGUCCCCUAGGUAUAUGUAUAUCAGAAUGACAGACACGUGCUAUGUAGCAUAUGUCCCCUAGGUAUAUGUAUAUCAGAAUGACAGACACGUGCUAUGUAGCAUAUGUCCCCUAGGUAUAUGUAUAUCAGAAUGACAGACACGUGCUAUGUAGCAUAUGUCCCCUAGGUAUAUGUAUAUCAGAAUGACAGACACGUGCUAUGUAGCAUAUGUCCCCUAGGUAUAUGUAUAUCAGAAUGACAGACACGUGCUAUGUAGCAUAUGUCCCCUAGGUAUAUGUAUAUCAGAAUGACAGACACGUGCUAUGUAGCAUAUGUCCCCUAGGUAUAUGUAUAUCAGAAUGACAGACACGUGCUAUGUAGCAUAUGUCCCCUAGGUAUAUGUAUAUUAGAAUGACAGACACGUGCUAUGUAACAUAUGUCUCCUAGGUAUAUGUAUAUCAGAAUGACAGAAACGUGCUAUGUAGCAUAUGUCCCCUAGGUAUAUGUAUAUCAGAGACAUGAAGAAGUUACAGAAAGCAUUCUUUUUGUAAUGACAAUAACUAAAAAAUAUCUCAAUACAUUUUGAUAUUCUUUAUUUACAUAGAUGCCGAAUGUUAUAAAAGAUAGAGAAGAAAGCUGUAGCUCUGGCUACAAAUCCCAUAAGGCCUCAAAAGAAUUAAAAGAAUUUCUGAA